AAAAAAAACAGUGAAUGUUAGAAAUGGCUUGUUUUCAUUCCUGAAAGAGAAAAAGCUUGCUUCUUUAUAAUUUCAAUUUACCAAUUUUCUAUAUCCAAAUAUUCCAGGUGAAUACUAUACACUAAUCUACAAAGCAGAAAGAAAACAAAUAAUAAUAAUAUUAUCACUAAUGACAAUAAACAAACCAUGAGAGCAACUACAAGCACAUGCAGUCUUUUCUCCAUCUAGCUUAAAGGACACUAAAAAACCUUUGGUCGGAUCAAAUGUCAGUCAACCUCCUUUUCAUGCUAAAAUCUAUACUUCAUCUUUCUAUGAUCUUUGCUAUCUUGAAGCCAUGAUCUUAGAAGCAAAAGACAAAUCCUGUAGUUCCAAUGAAGUUCUUGCUUUCAACCUUUUUGAUGAGUUUUGGUUCUUCAACAACAUUGUCAAUGGAACAAAGAUCAUGUUUCAUUCUUCUUCCACAAGAGAAGACAGAGAAAAACUCCAACAUUAUAAUCUACUCCCUGCUCCUAGUUUACUUACAACUCCAUCUCUACCUCCUCGUCCAACCUCAGAGGUAUUGAGGUCUUCCAAUUACAUCAACCAUAACCUACAGCAAGAUGCUCCAUUGAAUCGAUCUUCCAAGACCACUAGACUCGCAAGGAGUAUCAGCACUAUCAAUUAUGCUAAACAUAACCUGCAAGAUGAUGCCAAGCUUAAUCCAUCUUCAAAGAGCAUUAGACUUGCAAGGAGUGUCAGCUCUAUUAAUUAUGAAGAACAUAACAAGCAACAGGAUGGCAAGUUCAACCCAUCCUCUAAGAGCAGUGGAAUUGAAAGGGGUGUGACUAUAUCAAAGCCACCAAAACUUUCUACCAAUGAAGCUAGUUUAAGAAAAGCAUUUCAAGAGAAGAAGUGGAAAAGCUUGAGUGACCUUGAAUUGGAGGAGUUACAAGGAUUCAAAGACCUGGGUUUUGUGUUUGAUAACUCGCAAUUGAGUGCCAGCUUAAUGAAAGUGGCCCCUGGCCUUCGUCAGCAGAAGAUGCCUGCAAAUGAGAAUGAGAACAAUAACACCCGGAAGCCAUACCUAUCUGAAGCAUGGCUACUGAGCCUGAGGAGAUCAGAAACUCCAAAGUUGAGAUGGGCAGACCAGAAAUCAGCGGAAGACAAGAAGAAGCAGCUCAGGUCUUGGGUGAGGGCCUUGGCAUCCAAUGUUCGCCAGGAAUGUUGAUACCUCUCAUUCAUAUC
This is a messenger RNA of Dioscorea cayenensis subsp. rotundata (Guinea yam), 1224 nucleotides long. RefSeq lists its product as uncharacterized. The record is from RefSeq and is a predicted model, not a curated record. NCBI's taxonomy places the organism in Eukaryota, Viridiplantae, Streptophyta, Magnoliopsida, Dioscoreales, Dioscoreaceae. The transcript has 4 exons. Bases 335 to 1207 code for a protein of 290 amino acids.